Molecule: messenger RNA, 8798 nt
Organism: Onychomys torridus (southern grasshopper mouse)
Lineage: Eukaryota; Metazoa; Chordata; Mammalia; Rodentia; Cricetidae
Gene: Ryr1
Product: ryanodine receptor 1
Exons: 59
Coding region: 135-8798 (2887 amino acids)
Biological process (GO): calcium ion transmembrane transport
Cellular component (GO): calcium channel complex; smooth endoplasmic reticulum; Z disc
Molecular function (GO): ryanodine-sensitive calcium-release channel activity; protein binding
Source: RefSeq, a predicted model, not a curated record
UCCAUCUACCUCGCGGGUGCCUCUGGUGUCCCUCGAGGUCUCCGACCCCAGCCCUCCCUCAGCCCACCCGCCCAACCUGCAGCCCCCUCUCGCCAUCCUCAGAUCCUAGCCCGGGACAACGGGGGAUUGCCAUCAUGGGUGAUGGAGGGGGAGAAGGAGAGGACGAAGUCCAGUUUUUGCGGACGGAUGACGAGGUGGUCCUGCAGUGCAGCGCCACCGUGCUCAAGGAGCAGCUCAAGCUGUGUCUGGCCGCUGAGGGUUUCGGCAACCGCCUCUGCUUCCUGGAACCCACCAGCAACGCGCAGAAUGUACCCCCUGAUCUGGCCAUCUGCUGCUUCGUCCUGGAGCAGUCCCUGUCGGUUAGAGCCCUACAGGAGAUGCUGGCCAAUACUGUGGAGGCUGGUGUAGAGGCCCUCAAUUUGGAUAAGUGGUCAUCCCAGGGCGGGGGACACAGGACACUCCUGUAUGGCCAUGCCAUCCUGCUCCGGCACGCACACAGCCGUAUGUACCUCAGUUGCCUUACCACCUCCCGAUCAAUCACUGACAAGUUGGCUUUUGACGUGGGACUACAGGAAGAUGCAACAGGAGAGGCCUGUUGGUGGACGAUGCACCCUGCCUCCAAGCAGAGGUCUGAAGGAGAGAAGGUUCGUGUUGGGGAUGACCUCAUCCUUGUGAGUGUCUCCUCUGAGCGAUACCUGCACCUGUCAACCGCAAGCGGGGAACUCCAGGUUGAUGCCUCCUUCAUGCAGACUCUGUGGAACAUGAACCCCAUCUGCUCUGGCUGUGAAGAAGGCUUUGUGACUGGAGGCCAUGUCCUCCGCCUCUUUCAUGGACACAUGGAUGAAUGUCUGACCAUUUCCCCUUCGGACAGUGAUGACCAACGCAGACUUGUCUACUAUGAGGGAGGGCCUGUGUGCACGCAUGCCCGCUCGCUUUGGAGGCUAGAGCCGCUGAGAAUCAGCUGGAGUGGAAGCCAUCUCCGCUGGGGUCAGCCGCUUCGAAUCAGACAUGUGACCACUGGGCGGUACCUUGCACUCACUGAGGACCAAGGCCUUGUGGUGGUUGAUGCCAGCAAGGCCCACACCAAGGCUACUUCCUUUUGCUUCCGAAUCUCAAAGGAGAAGCUGGAUGUGGCCCCCAAGAGAGAUGUGGAGGGCAUGGGGCCCCCUGAGAUCAAGUAUGGAGAAUCGCUCUGCUUUGUGCAGCACGUGGCCUCAGGCCUGUGGCUCACCUAUGCUGCCCCGGAUCCCAAGGCCCUGAGGCUUGGCGUGCUCAAGAAGAAGGCCAUGCUGCACCAGGAAGGCCACAUGGAUGAUGCACUGUCACUGACCCGAUGCCAGCAGGAGGAGUCGCAGGCUGCCCGAAUGAUCUACAGCACGGCAGGCCUGUACAACCAGUUCAUAAAGGGUCUCGAUAGCUUCAGUGGGAAGCCACGGGGCUCGGGGCCACCGGCUGGGUCAGCAUUGCCCAUCGAAGGCGUCAUCCUGAGCCUACAGGAUCUCAUAGGCUACUUCGAGCCGCCUUCGGAGGAGCUGCAGCAUGAGGAGAAACAGACGAAGCUCCGCAGCCUGCGCAACCGACAGAGCCUCUUCCAGGAGGAGGGGAUGCUCUCCCUGGUCCUGAAUUGCAUUGACCGACUCAACGUCUACACCACUGCUGCCCACUUUGCCGAAUUUGCAGGGGAGGAGGCAGCUGAAUCUUGGAAGGAGAUUGUGAACCUGCUCUAUGAACUCCUAGCCUCUCUGAUCCGUGGCAAUCGUACCAACUGUGCCCUCUUCUCCACAAACUUGGAUUGGUUGGUCAGCAAGCUGGAUCGUCUGGAGGCCUCAUCUGGCAUACUGGAGGUGUUGUACUGUGUCCUGAUUGAGAGUCCCGAGGUUCUGAACAUCAUCCAGGAGAACCACAUCAAGUCUAUCAUCUCCCUCCUAGACAAGCAUGGGAGGAAUCACAAGGUCCUGGAUGUGCUGUGCUCACUGUGUGUGUGCAAUGGUGUGGCUGUGCGCUCCAACCAAGAUCUCAUUACUGAGAACUUGCUCCCUGGCAGGGAACUUCUGCUACAGACAAACCUCAUCAACUACGUCACCAGCAUCCGCCCCAACAUCUUUGUGGGCCGAGCAGAAGGCUCCACGCAGUAUGGCAAAUGGUACUUUGAAGUGAUGGUGGAUGAGGUGGCUCCAUUUCUGACAGCUCAGGCCACUCACCUGCGGGUGGGCUGGGCCCUCAGCGAGGGCUACAGCCCCUACCCUGGAGGCGGCGAGGGCUGGGGCGGCAAUGGGGUCGGCGAUGACCUCUAUUCCUACGGCUUUGAUGGGCUGCAUCUCUGGACAGGGCAUGUGGCACGCCCAGUGACUUCUCCAGGACAGCACCUCCUGGCCCCGGAGGAUGUGGUCAGCUGCUGCCUGGACCUCAGUGUGCCAUCCAUCUCCUUCCGAAUCAAUGGCUGCCCCGUGCAGGGCGUCUUCGAAUCCUUUAACCUCGAUGGACUCUUCUUCCCUGUCGUGAGCUUCUCAGCUGGCAUCAAAGUGCGAUUCCUCCUUGGUGGCCGCCAUGGCGAAUUCAAGUUCCUGCCCCCACCCGGCUAUGCUCCAUGCCAUGAAGCUGUGCUUCCUCGGGAGCGACUCCACCUCCAACCCAUUAAAGAGUACCGUCGGGAAGGGCCUCGGGGGCCCCACCUGGUGGGCCCCAGUCGCUGCCUCUCACACUUGGACUUUGUGCCCUGUCCUGUGGACACCAUCCAGAUUGUCUUGCCUCCCCACCUGGAGCGGAUCCGAGAGAAGCUGGCAGAGAACAUUCAUGAACUCUGGGCACUGACUCGCAUUGAGCAGGGGUGGACCUAUGGUCCGGUUCGGGAUGACAACAAGAGGCUUCAUCCAUGUCUUGUGGAUUUCCACAGCUUGCCAGAGCCUGAGCGGAAUUACAACUUGCAGAUGUCAGGGGAGACACUCAACUUCCUGCCUUCCUCUCCCAAGGUGGCCCGCAUGGAUGGCACUGUGGACACACCCCCCUGCCUUCGCUUGACCCACCGCACCUGGGGCUCACAAAACAGUCUGGUGGAGAUGCUGUUCCUCCGGUUGAGCCUUCCGGUCCAGUUCCACCAGCACUUCCGCUGCACCGCAGGGGCCACACCCCUGGCAUCCCCUGGGCUGCAGCCGCCAGCAGAAGAUGAGGCCCGGGCCGCAGAACCCGAUCCUGACUAUGAAAACCUGCGCCGCUCAGCUGGAGGCUGGGGAGAGGCUGAGGGAGGCAAGGAAGGACCUGCCAAGGAGGGGGCACCCGGAGGCACUGCCCAGGCCGGGGUUGAGGCCCAGCCUGCGAGGGCGGAGAACGAGAAGGACGCUACCACUGAGAAGAACAAGAAGAGAGGGUUCUUGUUCAAGGCCAAGAAGGUCGCCAUGAUGACCCAACCACCCACUACCCCUGCUCUUCCCCGACUCCCUCGAGAUGUGGUACCUGCUGACAACCGUGAUGACCCUGAGAUCAUCCUCAACACCACCACGUACUAUUACUCUGUGAGGAUCUUUGCGGGUCAGGAACCCAGCUGUGUGUGGGUGGGCUGGGUCACUCCUGACUACCACCAACACGACAUGAGCUUUGACCUCAGCAAGGUCCGGGCAGUGACGGUGACCAUGGGCGACGAACAAGGCAACGUCCACAGCAGCCUCAAGUGUAGCAACUGCUACAUGGUGUGGGGUGGAGAUUUUGUGAGUCCUGGACAACAAGGCCGGAUCAGCCACACGGACUUUGUCAUUGGUUGCCUGGUGGAUUUGGCCACUGGCUUAAUGACGUUUACAGCCAAUGGCAAAGAGAGCAACACCUUUUUCCAGGUGGAACCGAACACGAAACUGUUUCCUGCUGUCUUUGUCCUGCCCACCCACCAAAAUGUGAUCCAGUUUGAGCUGGGGAAGCAGAAGAACAUCAUGCCUCUGUCAGCUGCCAUGUUCCAGAGUGAGCGCAAGAACCCAGCCCCUCAGUGUCCGCCAAGGCUGGAGGUCCAGAUGCUGAUGCCCGUCUCCUGGAGCCGGAUGCCCAACCACUUCUUACAUGUGGACACUCGGCGUUCUGGAGAGCGGCUUGGCUGGGCUGUGCAGUGCCAGGAGCCGCUGAUGAUGAUGGCGCUACACAUCCCAGAGGAGAACAGGUGCAUGGACAUCCUGGAGCUGUCUGAGCGACUGGACCUUCAGCGCUUCCAUUCCCACACGCUCUCUCUCUACCGCUCAGUGUGCGCCCUAGGCAACAACCGGGUGGCCCACGCUCUGUGCAGCCACGUGGACCAGGCGCAGCUGCUGCACGCUCUGGAGGACGCGCACUUGCCAGGUCCUCUGCGUGCAGGCUACUACGACCUCCUCAUCAGCAUCCAUCUGGAAAGCGCCUGCCGCAGUCGCCGCUCCAUGCUCUCCGAGUACAUUGUGCCCCUCACGCCGGAGACCCGUGCCAUCACGCUCUUCCCGCCCGGACGAAGCGCGGAAGACGGGCCCCGCCGCCAUGGCCUGCCGGGUGUUGGAGUCACGACCUCGCUGAGACCUCCGCACCAUUUCUCGCCCCCGUGUUUUGUGGCCGCCUUGCCCGCUGCUGGGGCCACAGAAGCUCCGGCCCGCCUCAGCCCUGCCAUCCCUCUGGAGGCUCUCCGAGACAAGGCACUGAGGAUGUUGGGGGAAGCCGUGCGAGAUGGAGGACAGCAUGCUCGUGACCCAGUGGGAGGCUCUGUGGAGUUUCAGUUCGUGCCAGUGCUGAAGCUUGUGUCUACCCUCCUGGUGAUGGGCGUCUUUAGCGAUGAGGAUGUGAAGCAGAUCCUGAAGAUGAUUGAGCCUGAAGUAUUCACUGAGGAGGAGGAAGAGGUAGAGGAGGAGGAAGAGGAGGAAGAGGAAGAUGAGGAGGAGAAAGAGGAGGAUGAGGAGGAAGAGGCACAUGAGAAGGAAGAUGAGGAAAAGGAAGAGGAGGAGGAGGCAGCAGAAGAGGAAAAAGAGGAGCUGGAAGAGGGGCUGCUCCAGAUGAAGCUGCCGGAGUCCGUGAAGUUACAGAUGUGUCACCUCCUGGAGUACUUCUGUGAUCAAGAGCUGCAGCACCGUGUGGAGUCCUUGGCGGCCUUUGCAGAGUGCUAUGUGGACAAGCUCCAGGCCAACCAGCGGGGUCGCUACGGCCUCCUCAUGAAAGCCUUCACCAUGAGUGCAGCUGAGACCGCAAGACGCACCCGAGAGUUCCGCUCUCCGCCCCAGGAGCAGAUCAACAUGCUAUUGCAAUUCAAAAAUGGCGCAGAUGAGGAAGAUUGUCCUCUCCCUGAAGAGGUCCGCCAGGAUCUGGUUAACUUUCACCAAGACCUGCUGGCACACUGUGGAAUCCAGCUGGAGGGAGAGGAGGAGGAGGCGGAGGAAGAGACCACGCUGGGUAGCCGCCUAAUGAGCCUGUUGGAGAAAGUGCGGCUGGUGAAAAAGAAGGAGGAGAAGCCCGAGGAGGAGCCAGCUGCUGAGGAGCAGAAACCUCAGUCCUUGCAGGAGCUGGUGUCCCACACAGUGGUGCGCUGGGCCCAGGAGGACUUCGUUCAGAGCCCUGAGCUGGUUCGUGCCAUGUUCAGCCUCCUGCACCGCCAGUAUGAUGGACUGGGUGAGCUGCUGCGCGCCUUGCCCCGGGCCUACACGAUCUCUCUGUCCUCGGUGGAGGACACCAUGAGCCUGCUGGAGUGCCUGGGCCAGAUCCGCUCCCUGCUUAUUGUGCAGAUGGGUCCCCAGGAGGAGAACCUCAUGAUCCAGAGCAUUGGGAACAUCAUGAAUAACAAAGUCUUCUACCAACACCCAAACCUGAUGAGAGCGCUGGGCAUGCACGAAACGGUCAUGGAGGUCAUGGUGAACGUCCUCGGGGGUGGCGAGUCAAAGGAGAUCCGCUUCCCCAAGAUGGUGACAAGCUGCUGCCGCUUCCUCUGCUACUUCUGCCGAAUCAGCCGGCAGAACCAGCGCUCCAUGUUCGACCACUUGAGCUACCUGCUGGAGAAUAGUGGCAUUGGCCUGGGCAUGCAGGGCUCCACACCUCUGGAUGUGGCUGCUGCUUCUGUCAUUGACAACAAUGAGCUGGCCUUGGCAUUACAAGAGCAAGAUCUGGAAAAGGUUGUAUCAUACCUGGCAGGCUGUGGCUUACAAAGCUGCCCCAUGCUCCUGGCCAAAGGAUACCCUGAUAUCGGAUGGAAUCCCUGCGGGGGUGAACGCUACCUGGACUUCCUGCGCUUUGCUGUCUUUGUAAAUGGUGAGAGCGUGGAAGAGAACGCUAAUGUGGUAGUACGCCUGUUGAUACGAAAGCCUGAGUGCUUUGGACCUGCCCUGCGGGGCGAGGGUGGCUCAGGGCUGCUGGCUGCCAUCGAAGAGGCCAUCCGCAUCUCUGAGGACCCUGCACGGGAUGGACCGGGUGUCCGCAGAGACCGGCGACGUGAGCACUUUGGUGAGGAGCCUCCUGAAGAAAACCGGGUGCACCUGGGACAUGCCAUCAUGUCUUUCUACGCUGCCUUGAUCGACCUGCUGGGACGCUGUGCACCUGAGAUGCACCUGAUCCAAGCGGGAAAGGGAGAGGCCUUGAGGAUCCGAGCCAUCCUUCGAUCCCUUGUGCCCUUGGACGACCUUGUGGGCAUCAUCAGCCUCCCAUUGCAGAUCCCCACCCUGGGCAAAGAUGGGGCACUGAUACAGCCAAAGAUGUCUGCAUCCUUCGUGCCUGACCACAAGGCAUCCAUUGUGCUUUUCCUGGACCGAGUGUACGGCAUUGAGAACCAGGACUUCUUGCUGCAUGUGCUGGAUGUGGGGUUCCUUCCUGACAUGAGGGCAGCUGCCUCACUGGACACGGCUACUUUCAGCACCACAGAGAUGGCGCUGGCACUGAACCGCUACCUGUGUCUGGCGGUGCUGCCGCUCAUCACCAAGUGCGCGCCACUCUUCGCGGGCACCGAGCACCGUGCCAUCAUGGUAGACUCCAUGCUGCACACGGUGUACCGCCUGUCGCGUGGCCGCUCGCUCACCAAGGCCCAGCGUGAUGUCAUCGAGGACUGCCUCAUGGCACUCUGCAGGUACAUCCGCCCGUCCAUGCUGCAGCACCUGCUUCGACGCCUGGUGUUCGAUGUGCCAAUCCUCAACGAGUUCGCCAAGAUGCCACUCAAGCUCCUUACCAACCACUAUGAGCGCUGCUGGAAAUACUACUGCCUCCCCACAGGCUGGGCCAACUUCGGGGUCACCUCUGAGGAGGAGCUGCACCUCACGCGCAAACUCUUCUGGGGCAUCUUUGACUCUCUGGCGCACAAGAAAUACGACCCGGAGCUCUACCGGAUAGCCAUGCCUUGUCUGUGUGCCAUUGCGGGGGCACUGCCUCCUGACUAUGUGGAUGCCUCAUACUCAUCCAAGACGGAGAAGAAAGCCACAGUAGAUGCAGAAGGCAACUUUGAUCCCCGGCCCGUGGAGACCCUCAAUGUCAUUAUCCCAGAGAAGCUGGACUCCUUCAUUAACAAGUUUGCAGAGUACACCCACGAGAAGUGGGCCUUCGACAAGAUUCAGAACAACUGGUCCUACGGGGAGAACGCUGAUGAAGAACUGAAGACCCACCCCAUGCUGAGACCCUACAAGACCUUCUCAGAGAAGGACAAAGAGAUUUACCGCUGGCCCAUCAAGGAGUCCUUGAAGGCCAUGAUUGCCUGGGAGUGGACAGUAGAGAAGGCCAGGGAAGGUGAGGAAGAAAAGACAGAGAAGAAGAAAACAAGGAAGAUAUCCCAAAGUGCCCAGACAUAUGACCCUCGAGAAGGCUACAAUCCCCAGCCCCCAGACCUCAGCGGGGUUACAUUGUCCCGGGAGCUGCAGGCCAUGGCCGAGCAACUGGCCGAAAAUUACCACAACACGUGGGGGCGAAAGAAGAAGCAAGAGCUGGAAGCCAAAGGGGGUGGGUCCCAUCCCCUGCUGGUCCCCUACGACACGCUCACGGCCAAGGAGAAGGCACGGGACCGAGAGAAGGCCCAGGAGUUGCUGAAGUUUCUGCAGAUGAAUGGCUAUGCCGUCACCAGAGGCCUCAAGGACAUGGAAUUGGACACAUCUUCCAUUGAGAAGCGAUUUGCCUUUGGCUUCCUGCAGCAGCUCUUGCGCUGGAUGGACAUUUCCCAGGAGUUCAUCGCCCAUCUGGAGGCUGUGGUCAGCAGUGGACGAGUGGAGAAGUCUCCACAUGAACAGGAGAUUAAAUUCUUUGCUAAGAUUCUGCUUCCUUUGAUCAACCAAUACUUCACCAACCACUGUCUCUACUUCCUGUCCACACCGGCCAAAGUGCUGGGCAGUGGUGGCCACGCCUCCAACAAGGAGAAGGAAAUGAUCACCAGCCUCUUCUGUAAACUCGCUGCCCUUGUCCGCCACCGAGUCUCUCUCUUUGGGACGGAUGCCCCAGCUGUCGUCAACUGUCUUCACAUAUUGGCACGUUCCCUGGAUGCCAGGACGGUGAUGAAGUCAGGCCCCGAGAUUGUGAAGGCCGGGCUCCGCUCCUUCUUCGAGAGCGCCUCCGAAGACAUCGAGAAGAUGGUGGAGAACCUGCGGCUAGGCAAGGUGUCCCAGGCGCGCACGCAGGUGAAGGGCGUGGGCCAGAACCUCACCUACACCACGGUCGCCCUGCUGCCUGUCCUCACCACCCUCUUCCAGCACAUCGCCCAGCACCAGUUUGGAGACGACGUCAUCCGUAAGGACCCCUGGCACCGAGGGCAAGGGGCACGGGGCGGGGUGUCAGCUUCACCAGCAGUGCCCGUCCCAAGGUGCAUGGUGGAGUCGUCAGGUGUUAGAACAUAUGCUUUCUUGCUAUAA